Molecule: messenger RNA, 1509 nt
Organism: Ilex paraguariensis (yerba mate)
Lineage: Eukaryota; Viridiplantae; Streptophyta; Magnoliopsida; Aquifoliales; Aquifoliaceae
Source: the annotation of a GenBank genome assembly
AUGAGCAGAGGUUGCCGAGAGGUUGAGCGGGGAAUCUUUCGCCUGCUUCAUGGCUGCAAAAGCGUCACCCAACUCACCCAAAUCCACGCUCACUUCCUCCGCCACUACCUCCACCAAUCCAACCAUAUCCUCGCCCACUUCGUCUCUGCCUGCGGCUCUCUCAAUAAAUUGUCAUACGCAAAUCUCGUCUUCGAACAAACCCAAAAUCCCAACAUCCUACUCUUCAACUCUAUGAUUAAGGGCUAUUCUUUAUGUGGACCAUUCCAAAGGUCCAUCCAUUUGUUUUCAAUAAUGAAAAAACGUGGCAUUUGGGCCGAUGAAUUCACUUUUGCUUCGUUGCUGAAGGCAUGUGCCAGUCUUUGUGAUCUUAAACUUGGCCGAGGAGUUCAUACAGAGAUACUUAUUCUUGGGUUUGAAGGAUUUAGUUCGAUUAGAAUUGGAAUUAUCGAGCUGUAUACAAGUUGUGAAAGAAUAGAGGAGGCAAAAAGGGUGUUCGAUGAAAUGUCUCAUAGGGAUGUAAUCGUUUGGAAUUUGAUGGUUCAUGGGUAUUGCAGGAGUGGAGAUGUUGAUAUGGGGUUUCACCUUUUUAGGCAAAUGAGAGAGCGCAGUGUUGUCUCUUGGAAUGCAAUGAUUUCUUGCUUGGCGCACAGUAGUCGAGAUAGUGAAGCUCUGGAGCUUUUUAGAGAAAUGCAGGAUACUGGAUUUGAGCCGGAUGAGGCGACUGUGAUCACGAUGUUGCCAGUCUGUGCUCGUUUGGGGGAAGUUGAUGUUGGGAGAUGGAUCCACUCAUAUGCUGAGUCAAGUGGACUUUAUCAAGAUUUUAUCUCCGUGGGUAAUUCACUGGUCGAUUUUUAUUGUAAAUGUGGGAAUUUGGAAGCUGCUUUCGUGAUUUUCAAGGACAUGCCUCGGAAAAAUGUUAUUUCUUGGAAUGCCAUGAUUUCGGGUUUGGCUUUCAACGGAAAGGGUGAACUUGGGGUUGGCUUGUUUGAGGAGAUGAUGAAUGAAGGUGUAAGCCCUAAUGAUGUGACGUUUGUGGGCAUUUUAGCAUGCUGUGCACAUGCAGGAUUGGUGCAAAGAGGUCAGGAUUUGUUUGCUUCAAUGAUAUCAAAUCAUCAUAUCCAGCCGAAACUUGAGCAUUAUGGAUGCAUGGUUGAUCUUCUUGGGCGUAGCGGAUGUGUCAAAGAGGCUCAUAACUUGAUGCAAACCAUGCCCAUGAAGCCAACAGCUGCUUUGUGGGGUGCAUUGCUUAGUGCUUGCCAUACCCAUGGUGUUAUGGAACUUGCAGAGUGUGCAAUUACGGAGCUUAUUAGUCUUGAACCAUGGAAUUCUGGUAACUAUGUGCUUUUGUCAAAUAUUUAUGCUGAAAGUGGGAAGUGGGAGGAAGUCGAGAAGAUUGCUAAACCUAAGAGGUGCAUUGCCCUCAUUUCCAAAUAUGGGAUGAAGAAGGCUCAUCGCAUUCAUUUAGAUAAAAGACUAUGCCCAGAAGAAUUUUGUGCCUCGCUUGAUUAG